Messenger RNA from Penaeus monodon (black tiger shrimp), 999 nucleotides. Its product is annotated as deoxynucleoside triphosphate triphosphohydrolase SAMHD1-like. Gene Ontology annotation, molecular function: dGTPase activity. NCBI's taxonomy places the organism in Eukaryota, Metazoa, Arthropoda, Malacostraca, Decapoda, Penaeidae. Gene Ontology annotation, biological process: dGTP catabolic process; defense response to virus; regulation of innate immune response. The coding region runs from base 316 to 999 and encodes 227 amino acids. Gene Ontology annotation, cellular component: nucleus. The transcript has 5 exons. The record is from RefSeq and is a predicted model, not a curated record.
UAUAAUAUAUAUAUAUAUAUUUUUUUCUUUGUUUUUCUCUCGAUGUCCGGAUUAGACAGAUAUGAUUAUCUAAAAAUUAAAAAUGCUCUAUUUAUUGUUCACAAUGUAUACCAUAAAAUAAAGAAAUACAGUGAGCAUGUGAGCUAGCUGAAAUCUUGAUAGAUAAUUAAUAAAACAUUCUUUCUGUUUUGAUAAUAUUUUGUAUGUUCAUAUAAACAUUUAUAUUAAUUUCCCUUUCAGGUUACAUUUGACUAUCUCCGUCUGAUAAAGUUCUCGCGUGUAAUUGAUGUGGAAGGAGAGGGGCCACAGAUAUGUAUGAGGGAUAAGGAAUGUGUUAAUCUCUAUGACAUGUUUCAUGCCAGACGCAUUUUGCAUCGAACUGCAUACCAACAUAGAGUCACUAAAACAGUUGACACCAUGUUCAUUGAUGCUUUUCUGUAUGCUGAUAAGCAUGUGAAAUAUCGUGGAGAUGAUGGGAAGAAAUACUGCCUGAGUGAUGCCUGUGACAAUAUGUCAGCUUACACACUCCUCAACGACAGUGUGAUCCACCUAAUCCUCCUAGCUGAAGGAGAGCAUCCUGAUCUCCUGAAAGCCAAGCAAAUCGUAGAAAAUGUCCUCACUCGGAAACUCUACAUCUAUGUGGGUCACACUCAGCCCACGGCAAACGAUAUUAGUCAUGAAGAUCUGCUCCAUUCACUGGAGAAAAACAUACCUAAAGGAAGUUCACUUACUCUCGACAAACUUGACAUCCAAGAAGUAAGGCUGAAUUAUGGCAUGGGCAGCCAGAACCCCAUAGAACAUGUGCGCUUCUACAGCAAGAGUGCCCCAAAUAUUGCUAAAGUACUGAGGAAGGAAGAAGUAUCAGCUAUGCUGCCACAGAGGUAUUGUAAAAUUAAUCAGGGUAUUUUCUACAUAGUACCAAAGCAUGGUGAUGCAGUACUAGAUGACAUGAGGGCUUAUUUCCACUGUCAAAAACUGUUGUGCUACACUUUCCUAUGA